ACUUUUAUUGUUGUUCCCAAUUGGAACCCCAAAAAAUAAAAUAAAAUAUUCCUAUUGCUCCCCAGAAAGAUCUGUCUCAUUUCCGUUUCUCCUCCACAUCUUUGGGUUUUCUGCUCCGUUUAGGUGGAAUUUGGAGCGGUGGUGACAUGGGUCCGGUCGUUUUGGCAACGAGCUUGAGCGUGUUGGCCGGGGCGGUUCUGGUCAAGUCGGUGAUGGACCAGAAGCCCAUGGCCGGACCGAUUCCGAGGUGUGCCACAUGUAACGGGACGGGAAGGGUUGCCUGUCUGUGCUCGCGGUGGUCGGAUGGAGAUGUUGGGUGUCGGACCUGUGCUGGGUCGGGACGUAUGGCGUGCAGCAGCUGUGGUGGGUCUGGGAUGGGGCGGCCCAUCCCUGUUCAGCUCUCUGUGCGGCCGAAGAGCCGGAGCUCCUAACUGGGUUUGCUGCUUUACAAAGGGAUUUCCAAAACUCUCGUAUGGGUAUUCAUGGUUUUUUUGUUGGGAUUUGAUUACCUAAUGUAAUAGGUAAAGAGAGGGAUGGGAGAUUAGUGUCUGUAAUCCAAGUAUAUUUAACAAUAUGUUAUAUUCAAAUUUCAAAGUUCUUAUAAAAUCAUGCAGUUUAA
Messenger RNA from Rubroshorea leprosula, 619 nucleotides. Lineage: Eukaryota; Viridiplantae; Streptophyta; Magnoliopsida; Malvales; Dipterocarpaceae. The record is from the annotation of a GenBank genome assembly.